This is a messenger RNA of Diprion similis, 392 nucleotides long. RefSeq lists its product as uncharacterized. The transcript is spliced from 3 exons. Lineage: Eukaryota; Metazoa; Arthropoda; Insecta; Hymenoptera; Diprionidae. The record is from RefSeq and is a predicted model, not a curated record. Bases 68 to 376 code for a protein of 102 amino acids.
AGUUUGAGGGCAAACGUUUGAGAUUCUGCAUGAAAAAAGUUACUUCUUCAUCGUCGAGAUCACCACCAUGAAGAUCCUGCAAUUGGCAACUGUGAUUUGUGUUUUACUACAAGUCCUCACAACUCUUUCGGCAUUAAAAAACGUAUGCAAACACAAAAGAAGACAACUGACACAGGGACAAAGCCUGACGGACUGCUACACAAUUACAACCUGCAACGAGGGGGGCGUUUUAUCGCGAAAAGAGUCAUGCCCGAGGUACAUCUGCGCUCAUCAUUUACGCGGCUACAAACAUUUCGAUCACCGCAAGCCUUAUCCCGAAUGUUGCGGGGGUCCCAUUUGCGACGAUGUUUAUAAAUCUUACUAUUACAUACCCUAAGGGGUGAGCGAUUGAG